This is a messenger RNA of Papaver somniferum (opium poppy), 1863 nucleotides long. RefSeq lists its product as uncharacterized. The coding region runs from base 1 to 1863 and encodes 620 amino acids. NCBI's taxonomy places the organism in Eukaryota, Viridiplantae, Streptophyta, Magnoliopsida, Ranunculales, Papaveraceae. The transcript has 3 exons. The record is from RefSeq and is a predicted model, not a curated record.
AUGGAUUCAUCGGUAGUUUAUUUAAGUAAUUCCCUGGUGGAGGUUACUUCUAUUGAUCUAGUUAACAAUACUGAAGAACGUUGUGAUGCUUGGAAAUUCUCAUUAAUUGGUCGCUUAGAUUUAUCUAGAUUAAAAUUUUCAGAUGUUACUGUAUCGUUGAAGAAUCAGUGGAAAUUAAAGGGUCAAUGUAAGAUGAUUCCCCUGGGGAAAGGUUUCUUUACAAUCAAACUUGAUAGUGAAAUCGAUAAAAUGACUAUUAAAAGUGGUAAGUGGGAAGUUUAUAAUCAAGUACUUUGGAUUAGAAAUUGGAUCCCAGAUUUUCGUCCAGAGAACCACAGAACAUCAGCUGCUAUGAUUUGGGUUCAUCUUCCUGGUUUGAGUUUGGAGUAUUGGGAUGAGAAGACACUUUUUACAAUAUGCAGAGCUCUAGGAACUCCAGUUAAAGUUGAUGAAGCUACAUUGAAUUAUGAUAAUGGUUAUUAUGCAAGAGUUUUAGUGAAUAUUUAUUUUGCAAACAAAAUUCCAAACAAAUUAUGGAUUAAAACUAAGUUUGGUGGAUUUAUGCAUAAUGUGAUCUUAAUAAAGCCUCCCAAAUUUUGUGAUCACUGUAAGAUUGUAGGGCACUUGAAUAUGGAAUGCAGAGUAAAGAAUUUUUCUCCACAAGAAGUUACUAAGCCAACUGUGAAUUUAACACCAAAGAGCACUACUCACUCUCAGGGUAUAAAGUUUGAUAUCAGUGAUACUUUAUUCUGCUCUGGUAAUCAACACAAAGGUUAUGUUUCUAAUUCCAAAGAGGCUGACAAUUGUGAAACUCCACUUAUGCAAUUUCAAUCUGUUGGAGUGGGUCAUCAAGUAAAUCCAGUGGACAUUUCAGCAGAGGAUAGUGCAGUGGAAAAGAGUGUGAUUAACUUCAUUAAUGGAAAAGAUGGAUCAAUGUCAGAGGAAAGGGUUCCAACUACUUCUUGGUCAAAAAUAAUUCAAAAACCUUCAACUUCAAAAACAAAGCCUGCUCCAUUGCAACAAAAGGAGGUUAUAGCAAAGAACAAAGCUCAACAAGUUAACAACAAAUAUAACUUCAGAAAGAAUCAAGGAAAGGGAGUUGUAUUCAUAGCAGAACCUAAAAUAAGUUGCAAUGCAACAUUUUGCAAUAAAUUGAAUCUUCCUGGGAUGCAGAUUAUGGUUAUACACAAUUCAGUGUUAAAUAAGAAAGGCAAUAUUUGGUUGUUUUGGAAUAAGCAUCUUCCUACACCAACAGUUAUAUCAAUGUCAACUCAAAUGAUCACAGUAAAUAUUGGAGGUAAUCUGAUAUCUGGAAUACAUGCUCAUGUUGGAGAAGUGCAAAGAAGAAAUUUAUGGGCUAAAAUGGAGGUAAUCAGUAAAUUAAAUCUUCCUUGGUUAGCUAUUGGAGACUUUAAUGCAUUUCUUACUGCUGAAGAAAAAUCUGGAGGAAUAACACCUAAUACAAGGAAUAUGCUUGAAUUUAACAACUGUCUUGACAAAUGUGAUCUUAUGCAAGCUUCAAAAUCUGGUUGUGAGUAUAGUUGGUCUAAUUGCCAGCAUGGUGCUAAGAGAAUAUUAUGCAAUCUGGAUAAAGCAGUGAUUAACAACUUGUGGAUUCAAAAGUAUGAAGGAUGGAGUUAUAAAGUUGGUUUGAGAAUAGCUUCUGACCAUUCUCCUCUUUUACGUGGUUGUGUUAGAUGUCCCAAGCCAAAGAAUGUACCUCAGAAGUUUCAAAAAAUUUGGAUUGAACAUCCAAACUUCAUGGAAGUUGUUAAGAAGUGUUGGUCUGAACAAGUUCAAGGAGAUCCAACUUUUGUUUUUCAGAGUAAACUCAAGAAGCUAAAAAGGGUGUUAGUAGACUGA